This is a messenger RNA of Mus musculus (house mouse), 4054 nucleotides long. RefSeq names its product a disintegrin and metallopeptidase domain 28 (gene Adam28). The coding region runs from base 153 to 2477 and encodes 774 amino acids. NCBI's taxonomy places the organism in Eukaryota, Metazoa, Chordata, Mammalia, Rodentia, Muridae. Gene Ontology annotation, molecular function: metallopeptidase activity; metalloendopeptidase activity; immunoglobulin receptor binding. The transcript has 23 exons. Gene Ontology annotation, cellular component: membrane; cell surface; plasma membrane. The record is from RefSeq and is marked reviewed. Gene Ontology annotation, biological process: proteolysis.
AGCUCCCCAGUUGUGCAACACCUUCGGUAAACACUUGCUGAAGCGUACACAAUGAAGCAGGGAGUUUCUUUCUGUCUCCCUUAAGAGGAGGUUGGAGCAGAAGCAACCUCACAGGUGUGACUGGAGGCAGCCACUGCUCCUGGGAUCGCAGAAUGCAGCAAUGGAGUCUUCUGGUAGUCUCUUUCCUUCUUUCUCCAGUUCCAGUAAGUGCAAUAAAAGAACUCCCUAAAGCCAAGAAAUAUGAAGUGGUUUAUCCCAUAAGACUUCAUCCAUUGCGUAAAAGAGAGACCCAAGAGCCAGAGCCAAAGGAAACAUUUGAAACUGAGCUAAGGUACAAAAUGACAGUAAAUGGAAAGGUUGCUGUGCUGUAUCUGAAGAAGAACAACAAGCUCCUUGCGCCUGACUACUCGGAAACAUACUAUAAUUCCAGUGGAAACAAGGUCACCACAAGCCCGCAAAUCAUGGAUAGCUGUUACUACCAAGGACACAUCGUAAAUGAGAAAGUUUCUGCAGCCAGCAUCAGCACCUGUCAAGGACUACGGGGUUACAUCAGUCAAGGAGAUGAAAAGUAUUUUAUCGAACCUUUGAGCUCGGAGAACUUGGAUGAACAGGCACAUGCACUCUUCAAGGACGACUCCAAUGAAGACCAGGAGAAGAGCAACUGUGGUGUGGAUGAUGCGCUAUGGCUCCAAGGGCUGCAUCAGGACGUGGCCCUCCCUGCCACCAGGUUGAUUAAGUUGAAUGAUGGGAUGGUUCAAGAACCUAAGAAAUACAUAGAAUAUUAUGUGGUCCUGGAUAAUGGUGAGUUUAAGAAAUACAAUAAAAAUCUUGCUGAAAUACGAAAGAUAGUGCUUGAGAUGGCCAAUUACAUCAACAUGCUUUACAAUAAGCUUGAUGCCCACGUGGCCUUAGUUGGAGUGGAAAUCUGGACCGAUGGGGAUAAAAUAAAGAUAACACCAGAUGCCAACACCACCCUGGAAAACUUCUCUAAGUGGAGGGGAAAUGAUCUGCUAAAACGAAAGCAUCAUGAUAUUGCCCAGCUAAUCUCAUCAACAGACUUUUCUGGAUCAACAGUGGGUCUAGCCUUCAUGUCGUCGAUGUGUUCACCUUACCAUUCUGUUGGCAUUGUUCAGGACCACAGUAACUACCAUCUUCGAGUCGCAGGAACAAUGGCUCAUGAAAUGGGUCACAAUCUUGGCAUGAUUCAUGACUACUUGAGCUGCAAGUGUCCAUCUGAAGUCUGUGUAAUGGAGCAGUCACUAAGGUUCCAUAUGCCUACAGACUUCAGCUCCUGCAGUCGUGUCAAUUACAAACAGUUUCUUGAAGAAAAAUUAUCGCAUUGCCUCUUUAAUAGCCCAUUGCCAUCAGAUAUCAUAUCCACCCCAGUCUGUGGGAACCAGUUGUUGGAAAUGAAUGAGGACUGUGACUGUGGCACACCCAAGGAGUGUACUAACAAAUGCUGUGAUGCAAGGACCUGUAAAAUUAAAGCAGGUUUCCAGUGUGCCCUGGGGGAAUGCUGUGAGAAAUGCCAACUUAAAAAACCUGGGGUUGUGUGCAGAGCAGCAAAAGAUGAGUGUGAUCUGCCUGAAGUGUGUGAUGGUAAAUCCAGCCACUGCCCAGGUGACAGAUUCAGAGUCAAUGGCUCCCCUUGCCAAAAUGGGCAUGGUUACUGCUUGAAGGGCAAAUGUCCCACCCUGCAGCAGCAGUGCAUGGACAUGUGGGGUCCAGGAACCAAGGUUGCAAAUACAUCAUGUUACAAGCAGAAUGAAGGUGGGACAAAGUACGGAUACUGUCAUGUGGAGAAUGGCACACACAUGCCCUGCAAAGCAAAAGAUGCCAUGUGUGGGAAAUUGUUCUGUGAAGGCGGAUCAGGUGAUUUGCCCUGGAAAGGACUUACCAUAUCUUUCCUGACAUGUAAAUUAUUUGAUCCUGAAGACACAAGUCAAGGAGUAGACAUGGUGGCCAAUGGAACCAAGUGUGGAACUAACAAGGUGUGCAUUAAUGCUGAGUGUGUGGACAUGGAGAAGACUUACAAGUCAGCCAACUGCUCCUCAAAGUGCAAGGGGCACGCAGUGUGUGACCAUGAGCUUCAGUGUCAGUGCAAGGAAGGAUGGGCCCCUCCUGACUGCGAGAAUUCAGCCACAGUCUUCCACUUCUCCAUCGUGGUUGGCGUGCUUUUCCCCCUAGCAGUCAUAUUUGUGGUGGUUGCUAUAGUGAUCCAGCGCCAAAGUGCCAGAAGGAAGCAGAGGAGAGUUCAGAGGCUACCAUCCACCAAGGAUGCCAAGCUACACAAUCAGAAGUGUAGACCCCAAAAGGUGAAGGAUGUUCAACCCCAGGAGAUGAGUCAGAUGAAAAAGCUCCAUGUGUCUGAUCUGCCCUCUGAAGAGCCGGAGCCUCCACCUGAUGUCCUAAUCACAAAGCCAAAUUUCCCACCACCACCAAUUCCUGUUUCCUUGGACCCAAAUGCAAAAGUCUGAAACAACAGUUAAUCAGAUGGUCAGAGUGGAAGCCUCGAAAUUUUGGAUGGAAAAAGAGAUGUGCUUAGUUCUUUAUUACUAGCGCUCUUAACCCUCAGGGGUUAGCAUGUUCUGGUUUGUGCUGUAUUUUGAGGAGAUUAAAAGAAAGAUACACUUUUGAAAAUCUCUGUGCUAAUUUAAAUGAUUUCCUUUCCAUAUUCCUAAGGACAUGGCUAAAGGAAUGUAUAAACUGUAAAACUCUAGUUGAUUUCCCCCUUUAUUUUUACUAUGAUCUUGACUGACUGCUCAAAUAUAUUGAAGCCCUUAAUGUCCUCAUUUGGAGGGGAUUGAUGUGCCCUCUAAUGAAAAUAAAACAGAGCCUGGCAGUGGUGGUGCACGCCUUUAAUCCCAGCACUUGGGAGGCAGAGGCAGGCGGAUUUCUGAGUUCGAGGCCAGCCUAGUCUACAGAGUGAGUUCCAGGACAGCCAGGGCUACACAGAGAAACCCUGUCUCAAAAAAAACAAAAACAAAACAAAAUAAAACAAAACAAAACAAAAACAAAAGAAAAGAGGAAAAAAAAAGAAAAAGAAAAAGAAAAAAACGGAACAGAACAGAGAGGACAAAACAAAAUCAUAAACCACUGAGGUGGGGGAGUUAAGUAGCAGCGUCUUGAUUCUUUUAAUUUGUCAACUUGGAACAUGCAGUUUGUUUAAAAAAAAUAUGUAAGCACCCUAUUCUAUGUCCUUGCUUCCCUUUCUUCUGAAAUUUUUAUUCACUUUGUUAUUUUGGGAGUGUUCUACAAUCCAGUAAAAUAUGUUUAUUAGAAAAUGUAGUAUGCCAACAAAUGAGCUUCUUUUUCUAAAUAGAGAUUGUUUCUUUAGAGAAAUGAGCAUAAACCAGAAGUUACAAACUGGAGACCUGUUGGCUGGGUUUGGAUGGCAGAUGUGUUUUAUUUGGUCUAAGUUAAAGAUGUUGACCUCACAGAGUUUAUCUUUUAAACUGUUUUUGGUUUCAUAGAAAUAAAUUUUAAGUUGUGAGAUCUUGCAUAAGCAUCUAAAUUCCUGGAUUAAAAGAAAAAAAAAUCAGAGAGCCUGUCAACAGCAUAACCACAUUGUCUUUAACAUCUUCAGCUUCAUUGACAUAUGGUAGAACCAACAUGGUUGAAUCGGUACCAAAUACUGACUGGCUUGCUUUAAGAACUCUAAUUUACUCUAGCUGUCCAGCUUUAGAAUGAUGGGCACCACUCCGUACAUGUUAUGCUAACACACUCAUAACAAUCAUGAGUUUGUUUUGCCAUAGAUUUGUAAGUAGAUGGGUACCUCCCCAUUGUGGCCUCGUGGAUGAGGGAGGAAGCAUUUUGGGAAAUUUCUGAGGAGUAUUUCUCCAUUCAUCUUUUCUUCUGGUUGUUGACAUCUGGUAUUGCUGCAGCUGUGCUGUGAUCUGGAGACAAGAAUGAUGUGAACAAGAUAGAGCAGGGAGAUAAACAAACUCCAAGUGCACUUUCUAAGAUGUUAUGAACUGGUAGAUGAACAAUUGUUGAACUAGGUCCACGUUUUGCUGGGACUUCUUGUACAAUCAAUAAAUUUUCCUUGUUGUCC